Cydia pomonella (codling moth) is the source of this 1237-nucleotide messenger RNA. RefSeq lists its product as uncharacterized. Bases 120 to 1223 code for a protein of 367 amino acids. NCBI's taxonomy places the organism in Eukaryota, Metazoa, Arthropoda, Insecta, Lepidoptera, Tortricidae. The transcript is spliced from 5 exons. The record is from RefSeq and is a predicted model, not a curated record.
AAUCCGGUGACAGUACUAAUGUUACACCGGUGCCUUAUUGCAUGGUCAGGAAUUGGCCUUUAGCAACGAACUAUGUUGAAGUUGUGAAUAAAUUUUAAAAAGUCGUAAUUUUGGUUUGAAUGUUCUGGUCAAUGCUGAUUCUUGUGGCCGCUGCUGACGCCUGCUGCGAGAACGCUUCUCUACCUCGCCCGGACCCCCAGGAGCUGCAAGUCCGGUAUGUACCGCACGGGAUCCAACUACCAACAGCGCCAUACCCAGCAAGAAGGAACCCGGCAUUCCAAGCUCGUAGAGCACACUUUCAACUUCCACCACCCGAAAACUCUCAAAAGGAAAAAGAAAAUAAAGAUUUAUUCGGACAGGACCCUCCUCUAGGUCCCUAUCCACCGCUAGCGGACCUAAAAGGCCACAAUUUGUCACCUCCUCAAAUACCAAGAUACCAAGGUCAAGAAUUUCCCAGAGAAGAAAGUUUGGAAUAUCUAACACCACGUGGACAAGGCAUUCUAGAUGGUUUAGCUUACAGAUCUCACGCGUUAGAACCAAAUAUACCAGGGAUGCAGAACUCGGGUUUCUAUCCAGGGCUUCAACAAAACGGGGGGUAUAGACCAUUGAACCCAUGGUAUGGACUACCAGUGCCAACACAGCCCAGCUAUCUACUAGGCUUUCAGCAAGGGCUCAGACCAUUGAACGCCAGGUAUGGACAGCCAGUGCCAACCGCUAUGGGCCCGUACCCACAACGAAGGCUAAAGCCUAUGCAAUUCUCCACAACGACGAGGGUUCAAACGCAGCCUGCACCGCUGCGAGAUAUCGAAUCCUCUACAAAGAGCAACAAGCUAUUCGACAGCUGGCUAGGCGCUCAUGGACGAGACCGCAACCAACCGCCGUCUCUAGAGCAGUUCGGGCCGCUGGUACCGCCGCAAUUACGCAGCGGGAGGAGCCCCAGUCAGCGCCAGGUGACAACUGACUUCUCCGAGGAGAGAGUUCCGCAAAUUUCCGAAGCGAAGGGCUACGUGAAGCCGAUCACACGAAGGACGUUCGUGAUGCAUGGCCUGUUAUGGCAUUUAACCGAAACGACGACGCUAUCGCCGCCUCCGUUGUUGAGAGACGAAGACGGAUUUAUGGAGGAGUUUGAACCCGAGUCGGACGACAGGUCGAUUUUCAGUGAGGAACACAAACACCUGCCGAAGCUCCCUCCAGACGUACCGAACACAUUCGACAAUAUAUGACUACUUUAACAUUA